UCCUUCAUUUUUUCACCUACUACCACAACAUGUCCAUCAAAACAACACACUUCAUUACAACACCUUAACUCUUUCUUUCUCUUACACUUUUCUUGCUGCUUUCUGUCUGAAUUCUUGGAUUCAUAUGACAAACAUCUUCACCCUACAAGAACAUCAUCUUCCAGUGUAUAUUUAGAAUCAGGUUUUAACAACUCUCUGUUGUUACUCGUUCAACUAGGUUAGAAAACUCUGUUCUAGUUCGGUUUAACCCUUUUUACAUGCUUUCUCUCUUGCCGUGAUUGGAAGCUUGUUAUUGUAAUGGAAAAGGUGUUUUGAAUUUUGAAAACUCAUUCAAAAGAGUAGUGGGAAAUUGGAUUAAGUACCCUUGUUGUAGGAUCAUUGAUGAACUAAAAUAUCUAUCUAAAUUCUGCUUGUGUUAUAGUUCAUUGUUCUUGAGCCUUUUUCUGGCAAGUUAUAGAACAAAGUUUGAAGUGGUACCAGCAGGUUAGAAUGAAUUCAUUUGAUCAGAGUCAUCAAACUACCAGCUUCAGGUACAAUCCAAACUCGAACACAAUGAAUCAUGCAGAUGAUGAUGCUGAGUUCUCAGGGAUUCUUGAUAUCUAUGUUCAUCAUGCUAGGAACAUACAUAACAUAUGCAUCUAUGAUAAUCAGGAUGUGUAUGCCAAGUUCUCUCUUACGUACAACCCAGAUGACACUCUCUCCACUAGAAUCAUUAAUGGAGGUGGAGAAAACCCAAUUUUCAAUGAAAACUUGAGGAUGAAGAUUACCCAGAUGGAUGCUGUUCUCAAGUGUGAGAUUUGGAUGUUUAGCAGGUCAAGAAAUCAUUUGGAAGACCAGCUUUUAGGAUUUGCUUUGGUCCAGAUUUCGCAAGUUGUUGGCAAAGGAAAGGUGACUGAAGAUUAUAGUCUUUCCUCCACUGAUCUUUUCCAUUGUCCUGCUGGAACUGUCCAAUUAACAGUGUCUUUGGACACAUGUUUUCCGACCAGUUCCAAGGUGAAUUCUUUAUCACAAUCAGCUACUAAUUCAUCCAUAUCCUCAGAAGUUGUCUUGCUUGAUUCAAAAAUCUCUCAAGAUAUUGCAGACCCAGUUGAGUAUUCAAGAAUUGAAUUUCCAGAUGUAGGUGUUAUGAAGGACAACCAGAAAUUGGUUUCUGAGUACUUCAAUUUGGACUCUUACGGUUCUUCUGCGUCAAGGCCUAAUUCAGUAGGAUUUCUACCAUUUCUUCAACUUGGUGAUUCUCCUCAAGGUAAUGAUUAUGAAAUGACUGUUACAGAUUCAGAUGAGAAUCAUGAGUCCAUUCCUCCAAACGUGAGCACUCAGAAUUCUGUGUUCCCAAGCUCUACUACUACAAGCUUAAGUGAUGAUAGAAACUCAUCUGAUUCAGUUGAGGACAAGAGUAACUUGAGGGGUGAGUCAAGAAAUUCUUUCAAUGUUUCAGUCAAGGUUGAAGGCUAUCAGAACUCUGGUGCUAGUCCAGAUACUCCAACUUCCAAGAAAGAAAGUGGAGCCAGAGAUGAUAAGGAAUCAAAAUUCCCAUCAAGCAAGGAGAAAGAGAUCAAUAGUGAAAGGAAUACAGAACCAGCAAGGUUUGGUCAGGUUUUUUCUGCUCCACUGAGGAACAUCAAUAUGGAGGCUGAGCAAUCAGUUAUGCAGCAGCAAAUAGUUGACAUGUAUAUGAGAAGCAUGCAACAAUUCACAGAGUCUUUGGCAAAAAUGAAGAUCCCAAUGGACCUUGAUAAACCUGAAAGUGAAGGCCAUGGUGACGUGAUUCAAAAUCAUAACAACAGCAAGUUAGAAAUAGAUAAGAAAAUGGAUGGAUCACGUGUAUUUUAUGGUAGCCGAGCUUUUUUCUAGUUAUAUCUUGAAGCAAUGUAUGCUUGACAGAUAAGUAUGACCUUUAAGUAAGGAAGAAAAUCUAUUUAGAGAUCUCAAUCAAUUCAUGAAGAGAUUUCAGUAUCUUAAUAUAUUAGUUUCUGGUUUUUGACACCCCAAAUUCACAGAUCAACUUAUAUCUUGAUGCAACAGCCACAUGAAUAGUUUUCUCAUAGGAAGACACGAGAUUUUAGUUUAUUGUAACAUGGGGUACCCCAUUUUCUCUAAAUUCUUACUUUGAGUUAAUCCUGUGUUGUUUAACCACCCCUUUACAUUCUUCUAUUUCAGUUCAUCACUGUACUGCAUAAAAGUGAUUUCUUUUUCUGUAAUGUAUUAUUCAUAGGAAUGCUUUUGUCAA
Molecule: messenger RNA, 2230 nt
Organism: Vigna unguiculata (cowpea)
Lineage: Eukaryota; Viridiplantae; Streptophyta; Magnoliopsida; Fabales; Fabaceae
Source: RefSeq, a predicted model, not a curated record